AUGACAGCUGUCUCCACGAACUCCGUGGCGCAGCUGCCCAGUACGGCGCAGCUGGCCAUCACCAACCUCAAAAAUGCCGGGCUCUCAGAGGUCCUUCACCUCCAGGGCACGGAGAUCUACGAGGAGCGGCUUAAAUCUUACUGGGCACUCACCCCUCGCCUCCGCGCCUGGGCUCUCGUCCUGCCCCGGACGACCGAGGAGGUGUCCCUCGCCGUGAAAGCUCUUGUCGGAACUCCUGAUUGCCAAUUUGCCAUCCGCAGCGGGGGCCAUAUGUGCUCACCAGGAGCAAGUGGCAUUGAGAACGGGAUAGGGAUCGACCUCGGCCUCUUGGCCAAGAUUACUUAUGAUGCCGAGACCAAGCUCGCGUCUGUGCAACCUGCACCUCGAUGGCUAGAUGUCUAUAAGACUCUCGAAAAAGACGGCGUUAUGGUUGCGGGUGGUCGCGAGGGCCUUGUUGGCGUUGGUGGGCUGUUGCUUGGCGGUGGGCUCUCGAACCACACCUGCCGUGUUGGACUUGCAUGUGACCAGGUUGUCAACUAUGAAGUGGUGUUGGCUGAUGGCAGCAUUGUCAAUGCAAACGAGACCACAAACGAGGACUUAUUCAGGGCCCUGAAGGGUGGCGGCAAUAACUUUGGCAUCGUCACACGCUUCGACAUCCAGACGUUUCCCGCGUGCGACGUGUGGGAUGGGAUGCUAUAUCAUCCAAAGACGGAGACACCAGCCGUGAUUGAUGCUCUUGUCAAUCUGGUCGACCAUCUGAAAACGACGGACGAACCCUCGGAGCACUACCUGGGAGUGUGGCGUUACAUCCCUGAGGCGCGCGACAUUUCUCUCUUUAGUAUUCUGACACAGCUGGACGGCGCCGAGAGCACUGAACCUCUGAAGGAGUUUCUCUCCAUUCCUAGGCAUCAGGGGAAUAUGCAGAAAUGGUCCAUUGCAGCAAAAACGACCGCAUUCACUGUGCAAUCGAAUCAACACUCCAUAUGGCUUAGCACUUGUUUCAAGAAUGACAGACGCAUCGCCAGAAAGGCCAUUAGCACGUAUGAAGAGCUUAUCGACCACAUCAAGGAGAAGCAUAUUCCCAGCGGCGAGUUCGAAGCGAUGCAUGUCUUGCAAGCGCUGCCCACCAGCUCCACGCGCCUCUCACCAAUUUUGAAGGGCAAUAUGCUGGGCCUCGAGCGCCUGGCUGGAGAGGCGGUUAUUCUCACUGUCACGUGGAUCCAUGUCCCCACGUGGGAAUUGGCGCAGGCUAUCUUUCCCAAGUACAAGGCCCUGUUGGAUGAGCUUGAUGCCUAUGCGGAAUCUCUCGGGGGAUCUGUCGAGUUCCGUUAUGCGAACUACUGUGACAGGAGCCAGAAUCCACUGGCGACAUACGGCCAAGAGAAUAUUCGGAAGAUGAGGGAGGCUUCGAAGAAGUAUGAUCCGACCGGUGUCUUUCAAACCAGGGUGCCGGGUGGCUUCAAGAUUAGCAAGGUGAAGACGACUGAGUGA
Messenger RNA from Cryphonectria parasitica EP155, 1491 nucleotides. Its product is annotated as FAD-binding domain-containing protein. Gene Ontology annotation, molecular function: FAD binding. The record is from RefSeq and is a predicted model, not a curated record. Lineage: Eukaryota; Fungi; Ascomycota; Sordariomycetes; Diaporthales; Cryphonectriaceae. Bases 1 to 1491 code for a protein of 496 amino acids. The transcript is spliced from 6 exons.